UAGGCUUUUUUCUUUUCAGCUCAACACAUUCUCCUACUGCAAUUAAGCUUCUUCCACACUGGUCUCACCUCAAGUACAGCCGGUUGAUAUCAGCUUUCGGAUGGUGGGCUCCAUAUACAUUGUCAACAACUUCCUAGUUUUCCUGUCAAGUUUCUUUAAAUUGUUUUUGGACCAGUCUAUAAUUCCAACACCACAUCUGAUUAAAGACACGUCCACAAAGGUUAAAAUAUACAAGUGCAACAAUGUAAUCAAUAACGAGUGCCUUACGUUCAGGAUUUGAUAUCAGUGUCUUCGUUCUAACUUCACAAACGUUCAUAUUCUUUAGUUCAUGCAAGAAAAAAUCAAGGAACAAAAAAACUGGUGAAAAUAUCAUUUUAAAUUUUCGUUUAUAUUGGGCCUGUAUUAAUACAUUAUAAAAUGGGAAAUUUUCUUCCAUUUUUCAUAGUCAUAUUUUCGCUUCCAUAUUUGGUAUCUCAAACGAAAGUUUACAAUAAACGAUCGCGUUGGAGAUGUCCCCCAGCUUUAUGCGUUGAAAAUACCAGUAAAAACAUUUAUCGUUGUUCGUGUCGUCCGGACUGCUACCUCUACAGUGAAUGCUGUUCUAAUAGGAUUAAUAAGACCGCUUCUGACCACAAACAACCCUAUCCUUCAAUAUAUUACAGUUGUAGAAAGGUUGAUCUCUCUUAUUAUUAUCAAUUUGACCGUUGUCCACCUAACCAUGAUGUUACAGAGUAUGUAAACAACUGUGAAAACCCUGACUCAGAUGAUCAAAUGCAGUCCAUUCCUGCUUUUGGUAAAACAAGUAAAAAACUCUACAGGAACUUAUAUUGCGCUCUCUGUCAUGGAGAAGAAUUCAUUCUUUGGAAUCUUUUAUAUAAAUGCUCUUUCAUCUCUAACAUGAGCUUCGAAAAUAUAUCCAGUUAUGUCAAAGAGGGAAAAUGUAGGCCAACUGUGGAGCUUCCUUCAGAAGAUUUGAAGAAAUAUUUGUAUUCCUGUGUUUCAUACAUUUCGGAUUGUCCUCAGGAUAACCUUAAUAGAAAACAAAGAUUUAAAUGUGAGUCUAAACCCAUGGCAUUAGUAACAGAUCGAGUUAAUAUAUUCAGGAACGUUUAUUGUGCUACUUGCAAUGGGAUAAAAAAAGACAAAAUCAAAAAUCAUUGCAAGCAUGUACCAGAACGAAGGGUUAAAUCACGGAAAAUGUCUUUAACUAUACUUUUUAACUACCAUAGCAGUUCACUGGUAGUGACAGACAACCAGCUUAAGGAAGUUUCUGUUGUGCAGUUACCCUCCUGUCUGACACAUGCUCUGUAUGAUAUGAAUACCAAUCAAUGUCGACAAGUUAUCUACCAUCCUCAACUAAAUUGUACGACAACCACAUUAAAUGAAUCUGAGUAUUACAUCACAAGUGAUGGUCGUCUCUACUUAAAUAAUACCCAACGUUUACUGAACCAAUCAGAAUACACUCGUGAUUCUCAAGGUAUAAUAAGUAUCUGUGUAAAGAAUAAUACCACUUUCAUGCCAAAGUAUUCUACUGCUGAACAUUAUAUCACAUAUGUGGGAUUAAUUAUCUCUAUUCCGGCUUUAGCAAUCACUAUCAUAGCCUACCUUUGUAUACCUGAUCUUCGUACCUUACCAGGUAAAUUACUCAUUAGUCUUUUAUCAGCAUUGCUUGUAGCUGAGCUACUCUUUCUUAUUUCAUUUCAAAUAACACCAUCUACAGUGCUGUGUAUAUCUUCAGCAGUUGUCAUGCAUUAUUCCUUUCUUGCGACUUUCUUCUGGAUGAAUAUCAUAUCAUGUGAUACCUGGUACACUUUCUCAGGACUUACACAAAUUCGAAAUAUAGGGAAAGGUACUAAGAGACUUGUCUUGUAUUCCUUGUACGCUUGGGUCUGUCCACUUGUAUUAGUAACAGUAUCACUGAUAUUUGAGUACAUACCAAGAAGACAUGAACUUUCUCCAGGAUAUGGAAAUGGUACUUGCUGGAUUACAAACAGAAAAAGUCUGCAGUGGCUCUUUGCAAUACCCGUACUAAUUAUAUUAUGCCUUAAUUUCAUUGCAUUUAUCCUCACUGCUAGAGGAAUCUAUUUGACUGGUAAACUUUCUUCGAAAUAUUUGUCAAAACAUAAUAAAGACGAAUUCAUUGCUUGCAUAAAACUAUUCUUUAUCAUGGGACUUACAUGGAUAUCUGCGUUUCUAUAUACGUUUACAAGUAUUGAAGAAUUUUCUCUGUUAUUUUGUAUUUUGAACUCAUUCGUUGGAUUAUUUAUCUGUAUAUCAUUUCUAUCAACAAAGACUGUUCGUCGCAGUAUUCUUCGGAAUUUGCAUAAAAUUACAAAAUUCUCCACAAAAGAGCCUAUUGUUUCUUCCACUGAACAAUCAAUGGAUAUAUCAACAAAAGCGUCUGAUUAAUUAUGUCCUCCGACAAGUUUUCUACGGAGCGAAGUCAUUAUUAAUGAAGUCAACGUGAUGUUGGCUUCUAUUCUCUAUAUAAUCGCUUUUAACUUCUACAUAAUCGCUUGUCCUGAUAGAAUAGCAGACUGACAAUUUUCAUUCAAUGUUCUGUUACCCUGGAAGAUGAAACGUAAUCUAAAAUAUACUAUGUAACGUAUAUAACGUAAUCUAAAAUAUACUAUGUUUGAAUGUGAGACCGGUUGAUUUCUAUCGGAAUGUCUUUGAUCGUAGAUUUCGAUCUCGGCGAUCUGUGAGCGGUUUAACAACAGUCAACCAAUACCAAUAAUUGUUAGCACGAAGUGGGUUUGGUGAUUUUUCUUUUACUCUUACAUGUAUGCCAAACCUAUCUUAAAUCUGCAACGAGCGAGUGUAUAUUUCUUACAAGAACCAGUCAAAUACUUUUGUUCAUAUAUUUAAGUUUUGAUGUCCAUGUUAAUCCUCCAGAGAUCACACAUCUUCCUGUAAAACCUUGUUGCUCGUCAGUUUUUGUCAUGCGAAACAUAUCAAGAGACGUUCAUUAAUUAAUAAUUGACCCCACAUUAAUUAAAACAAGCCUUUUAAUUACAUAUCUAAUUACCUAUUUAAUUACAUAUUUAUCAAUAUGGAUAUAUCUAUCUUGUGUGUGUGUGUGUGUGUGUGUGUGUGUGUGUGUGUGUGUGUGUGUGUGUGUGUGUGUGUGUGUGCGUGCGUGCGUGCGUGCGUGCGUGCGUGCGUGCGUGCGUGCGUGCGUGCAUGCGUGCGUGCGUGCGUGUAUACACAUAUGUAAAUAUAUAUAUAAAAUGUCUGACAAAUCUUCACUCUCUCACUAAUAAACUGGAUUUGGAGAAUCCCGUAAAUCUUUAUAUACAGAGCCUAAUGUACAUAUGAUGAUAGGUAGAAAUGAAAUUUUAUAGUUAAUGUACGAGAGCUGUUAGUCUUGCAUUAAUCUUUUUCCUGAACUUUUGAUGGUACAUUUAUAUCUGCUGAAUAGCUGACCUCUACAACUGUUCAUGGCUUCUCUUCCUGUCCCACAGAACAAUAUCAGGUAAAUUGUGUUUGCUCCGGAUUGCUGCUUUUAUUGCAAUAUUCUUCGUUUGAGAAGGAGUGAGUGCAUUGUGGUUCUAACAUGCCUUUGAUGUAUCCGCCAGAACAAUCCUUCCUGUGUAUAGCACUGUAGAUAGUUUUUGCAACUAUAUUAUGUCUUAUGAGCAGCUAGUAUCACGCAGACAUUUUGGCGUAGUUGCUGGUAAUGCAGGUGAUAUCUUCCAUACUGGUAUAGCACCACUGGCAUUUUCUAUCACAUGGAAGUUUGAUGGAUCUUUUUCCCGUUUGUUUAUCAGAUAAUUUGUAGUUAUUUCCGCUUCAUGGACAGCGCUGCCAUAUCCUUCUAAAUGAAUGGUAAGGUGUUUUCACAGGUCCAGGAAGGUAUCUUCACAGGCCCAGGAAGGUAUCUUCACAGAUCGAUGCUGUUGUUAACUUCUAGCUCACGCGGUAUGUCCCCUUGCAUUACAUUUUCUUUUUGAGAAUGCAUGUAAUGUACUCAUUUCUGUUCAGCAGGUGUUGUCUGAGCGAUACAAUGCGACAUUCAAAGGCCGUUUGAACUGGCCUUAUACCUCUACCACCAUCUCUUCCUCUUCCAUUGACCUAUCGGUGUGACCGUUAAUGUGGAUAUUACCAGUGAUGGUUAGUAUUUUUCUAUUUUUAAUCUGCGGACCCCGUGAAGCGUCCAGUGCAACAUCUCAAAUGAUGGUGCUAGCACUGAAAGAACAAAAGCAUUGUGCAUUGUAAAACAUUAUCUUGCUAACUGCAGACAACUCUGACUUCCAUAUUUUCUGGAGUCCGCAGACUUUUGCUAUGCAGGCUUUAAUGCAGAGUGAUCCUUCUCUUCAUAUUAAUUGCUUUUGUCAGUUGUACCCAUAAUGUUACUAUAUAAGUACGAUGUCUUAUACCGACUGAUAUUUUCCUUGCUUCUUUUAUUUGUUCUUAUAUUUCCUUCGUUUAUAUUAAAAUUGAUUUAAUAUAUCGUGUCGUCAGGUAAAUUCUUUCGUUUCUUCUUUUUUAUUUUAUUUUAAUCCUUAUUUUUCAUCAACGUUUUUAACAAUAUAUCCUCUUUCUUUGUUUACGAUCUCUAGCCAACGUGCAACUAGCUUAUUAAUAGCCUUAACAGUAGAAAUCACCGGGUCUUGAUUCGAAGAAUUCAUCGAGCCACGUUUUCAGUUCCCUAUCGCCUCGCGAACUGUUAGAAAGCGAUUGAGGUAGAUGAUAAUGUGAGGGCGUUGUGUUAGGUGAAUGCGGUAGAUGCGAUAGUAUUUCUCAACCGAGCUCUGGUAAAGCAUUUGUCAAAUUAAUUACCUAGUGGAAAGGAACGUUGACAUGUUGAAGAAGCACACCGUGUCACCAGUCGGGUCGAUUCAAAUAGACGAUAUCGUAAAGAAAUUUUUGCUUUUGUCCACGAGCUGUCUGACCAUCGAGCAAACUGGCGGCGAAAGAAGAGUACUGGAGCUUGUCGCUUUCGUUUAGAGAGUGUGGUACACAUGCACCAAGAUUUUAGAUCUUACACAUCGAUUGAAAGCCACGGGCAAAGUAUCAUGAAAGCACCUUAUCUGCUAUUCCAAUUCCCUAGAGGAUUGGUGCUGGUCUUUGUGCGUGAGCCCAUUCAAUCGAUCUUCAUUGAACUGAACGGGUUGAUCGGAUCGCAGAGAGUCUGUGAAGUCGAAGCGGGAAAACAGUUUUUGUGCAGCUCUUUCAGUAAAGAUUCCUUCUCCGAACACCGUACAAAUGUUCCAAGACGCUUUAGCAGUUUUGGAACCUGAGUUAAAAGCUAAGAGAAGCAGGUAUCGAAAAUGCUCAUAUCUUUCUAAUUGGCACUGCAUUGUCUUAUCCAUGUUCUUACCACACAGCCAUAAAAUAUUUAACGAAAUAUGAAAACAUAAUUCUAAGCGAUGGUUAAGAGUGUGGUUUCGCUCACUGGCGAAGACUUAAGAUUAAAAUAAACAGGAGGUAAAGAAAAAAUAAAACGAAAUGGAAAUGACGAAAUAUUAGUCUUCAGAUGUAAAAUUGACUAAGAAAAAGUGAAACCAUGCGAAACGAGAGCCGUGUAAAAAGAGGA
Octopus bimaculoides (California two-spot octopus) is the source of this 5539-nucleotide messenger RNA. RefSeq lists its product as uncharacterized. Gene Ontology annotation, molecular function: G protein-coupled receptor activity. Gene Ontology annotation, biological process: G protein-coupled receptor signaling pathway; cell surface receptor signaling pathway. NCBI's taxonomy places the organism in Eukaryota, Metazoa, Mollusca, Cephalopoda, Octopoda, Octopodidae. The record is from RefSeq and is a predicted model, not a curated record. Gene Ontology annotation, cellular component: membrane.